AUGUUUAACGUAUGUGUUUUAUGUAUGUAUGUGAUGGGCGAAUCGGAUUCGUGUUAUUACUGCUUAUUCGCAACACCGGAUUCCGCCAACGCAACCGCCAAAAUGGAAGCUUAUCACUGUAAGGACUGUGAUUUUAAGACGGAAGUGACACUUGUGUUUGAACAACACAUUAAUGAACAUCACGGCCCUAGCAGAGAAUCUAGAAAGGAAACACCUAGUGAAGAAACAUCUAGUGAGGAAACAUCUAGUGAGGAUUCCAGCAUAGAAAACUACGUUGGCGCAACAUAUUGCUUUGAGCCAAAUCUGUUGUUAAAGUCGGUUCAGCAUACUUAUAUAUCCACGGGAACGGAAGAAAAUCUUCAAAGUGUGAGUUCUUUGAAAGAGAGUGCCACAUACAAUUCUGACUUCAAGCAAACUGACGAAAUACCUUUGUAUUACUGCGCUGAAUGUUCCUACAGAUCUAAACUCCAGGAAUCUUUAAAAUAUCACAUUGAAAUUAGCCAUACCAAAAAACAGUAUGCUUGCGAUAAGUGUCCGUACAAAAAUGAGCAAGAAGGUGAAUGGCACAAGUGCCAAAAAUGUCAGUUCAAGAGUAGAGCAAAAUGGAAUUUAAGACAACACAUAAACGACAUACACUUGAACGACGAAGACGUUAAAUGGUUCAAAUGCAAUAAGUGUGAUUUCAAAACUAAGCGUGGAACAACUUUAAAAACCCACGGGUACAUCCAGGGAUGUUGCGAAUAUUCGCAUCCGCAUCCGCAAAUGCGGAGCUUCCGCAUUGAUUUGGACAUCUGCAUCCGCAACCGCAAUAAUCAAUGCGGAACUCAUGCGGAUGCGGAUGUAAAUGUGGUGCAAGUCACGACAAGAAAGAAAUUAGUUGGAGCCGACGAGUGA
This is a messenger RNA of Zophobas morio, 894 nucleotides long. Its product is annotated as zinc finger protein 142-like. The record is from RefSeq and is a predicted model, not a curated record. The coding region runs from base 1 to 894 and encodes 297 amino acids. Gene Ontology annotation, cellular component: nucleus. Gene Ontology annotation, biological process: positive regulation of transcription by RNA polymerase II. The transcript is spliced from 4 exons. NCBI's taxonomy places the organism in Eukaryota, Metazoa, Arthropoda, Insecta, Coleoptera, Tenebrionidae.